This is a messenger RNA of Cadophora gregata, 381 nucleotides long. RefSeq lists its product as uncharacterized. The record is from RefSeq and is a predicted model, not a curated record. NCBI's taxonomy places the organism in Eukaryota, Fungi, Ascomycota, Leotiomycetes, Helotiales, Ploettnerulaceae. The coding region runs from base 1 to 381 and encodes 126 amino acids. The transcript has a single exon.
AUGUGGAUGGCGAUGGAGGGAAUCCAUUUUUUAUCCAACGACAUUGUGAUGCUAGAUGAGGGAAUUGGAGGUAGCAGGCGACAUCCCUCCUUGGCGCGCCGCAGCAGGGAAGAGACGGGUGAGCAGCUUACGAACGGUCGAGUUCAUGACCAGCAGUGCCUCCACUUCCGUUUGUUCACAGCGGAACAAACCACCAGCCCCAACGCCUCAUCCAAAACAUCACCAAAAAAUCAAAUCCAGGAAACCAAAACACAGCCAGGCCACACAGUCCUGAAUCUCCAUCCCAUGCGCGACCCUGACGGGCGGGAAAGGGAUCGACAACGCUGCAUCCUAGUCAUGCACAGGAUGACGGUGUUGAGCCGCUCUACGGAUGCCAUUUGA